UAGGGGCGGGGCUGCGGAAGGCUCCGCUGUCCCUCCGACUUCCGGCUAUCUCCCGGAGAGUCGCGCAGAGUGGAUCUAGUGGUCGCCAGUGCUCACUGGGGUCUCUGGGGAUCGGGACUGCGGCGGCGGCCCCGCGGGCGGGAUGUUCCGGGGCUUGAGCAGUUGGUUGGGCUUGCAGCAGCCGGCGGCGGGCGGUGGGCAGCCCAAGGGAGAAGGGCAGCCUGAGGGCUCCACUCCACCCGAGCAGCCAUCCGAGACGGUGGCGGAGUCCGCGGAGGAGGAGCUGCAGCCAGCGGGAGACCACGAGCUCCUCCACCAGGCCAAAGACUUCGGCAACUAUCUAUUUAACUUUGCAUCUGCCGCCACAAAAAAGAUAACUGAAUCAGUUGCUGAAACAGCACAAACAAUAAAGAAAUCCGUAGAAGAAGGAAAAAUAGAUGACAUCAUUGACAAGACAAUUAUAGGAGAUUUUCAGAAGGAACAGAAAAAAUUUGUUGAAGAACAACAUACAAAGAAGUCAGAAGCAGCUGUGCCCCCAUGGGUUGACACUAAUGAUGAAGAAACAAUUCAACAACAAAUUUUGGCCUUAUCAGCUGUAAGUAUCUUGUGGACUCUUGUGUUUGUUUGGGGUUCUGUCUUUUACGUGAUGGGCUUUCCUUACCUGUCCCUUCGCAUUAAUAGUGCCAUACUGAAAGGGUGCCUGGCCGCUGAAUGUGGGGACAGGCCUUUUGGCCUGGAGAGGCUCAGGAGCUGUCACCCCUGUGUGGACACUUACCUGAUCCACUUGAGCACCAACACAUCACAGCGGGUGAUUCUCAUAGCUUUGGUUCUGUCUUUCUUUAAAAGUGUGAAGGAAGAAGUGUUCUGGAGGAACUACUUUUACCGCGUCUCCCUGAUUAAGCAGUCAGCCCAGCUCACAGCCCUGGCUGCACAACAGCAGGCCGCAGGGAAGGAGGAGAAGAGCAAUGGCAGAGAGCAGGAUUUGCCACUGACAGGUACAUUCCUGGUAGAAGACAGCACUCUACAGAAAAACCUAUUCUUAGAGACUCAAAUGAGCUUGACCUCUUAUAUGUACCAGAAAUGUCAUUGUCUUAGGGAAAAUUUCUUUUCCUCCCAGAGGAAUCUUCAUUUCUCUUACUGCCUUCUCUCUGACCCAACUCACACAUGUCUUCCCCAAGCUUUCCUUUACUUUCCUUAUAUCUCCUUUCUCAUUCCUUGUUUUUAUUUUUGUACGCAUUACAACUGGACAUUUAUCCCACAAGAAGUGGGAAAAUAUUUUUCCUCUCCUUUGUUUUUUUUAGAGGAUUCUGCAGAUUGGGAAAAAGAACUGCAGCAGGAACUUCAAGAAUAUGAAGUGGUGACAGAAUCAGAAAAACGAGAUGAAAACUGGGAUAAGGAAAUAGAGAAAAUGCUUCAAGAGGAAAAUUAGCUGUUCCUGAAAUAGAAGAAUAAUCCUUAACAGUCUGCAAACUGACACUAAAUUCUAGAUGUUGACACUCACUGAAUCAGAAGGUAUAAAAGAGUAUAACUUUAGGAAAUUCAAAAUUUUCCUUUUUUCAAGUGAAAACUUGCCUCUUCUACUUUAAAAAAGUAUAUAGAACAGUUACUUCUAAUAAACAGAAAGAUGUUUUGUAGAACAUUUCUUUAAUAUGAAUCAAGUUAGAGAUGUCUUUGUAGGCAGUAUGGCUAUCUUUGCCACAGAAACAUAAGCAAAAUUUUAAGAGUUCUGUUUUCCAUGAGGUCAAAAAUAUAAUUUAUUCCUCAGUUGUGGUUUUCUAAAUAUCUGUACUCCGCAUUCCAUUUUCAUUGAUAGGUGGGUGUUAAAGCACCUACUUAAUGGGUUGAUUACUAUCAAAAUGACCAAAUUAUACCAAAGAACUUAAGAGAAAGCACUUUUAGAACUAUUCGCUUGUCAGGUAUUUUCUAAAAUUCCACCUGAAAGCCAAAAUAUAUAAUAAAUAAGUUGAUUUUAA
This is a messenger RNA of Cebus imitator (Panamanian white-faced capuchin), 1973 nucleotides long. RefSeq names its product synapse associated protein 1 (gene SYAP1). NCBI's taxonomy places the organism in Eukaryota, Metazoa, Chordata, Mammalia, Primates, Cebidae. The transcript is spliced from 9 exons. Gene Ontology annotation, cellular component: cytoplasm; synapse. Bases 143 to 1429 code for a protein of 428 amino acids. The record is from RefSeq and is a predicted model, not a curated record.